This is a messenger RNA of Myripristis murdjan (pinecone soldierfish), 5812 nucleotides long. It is a transcript of the gene cnnm3, whose product is annotated as cyclin and CBS domain divalent metal cation transport mediator 3. Gene Ontology annotation, biological process: transport; magnesium ion homeostasis. NCBI's taxonomy places the organism in Eukaryota, Metazoa, Chordata, Actinopteri, Holocentriformes, Holocentridae. Gene Ontology annotation, cellular component: plasma membrane. The record is from RefSeq and is a predicted model, not a curated record. Gene Ontology annotation, molecular function: transmembrane transporter activity.
GCCAGGCUGACCAAUUCCAAUAUGGUGGCCAGCUUGGCAAGUCUACGGUUCUUGUUAAUGAUAUUGUUUUUCUGCGGGAUCAGGUACGGCGCCUGCAGCCAGCAAGCCCCGCUGCUUCUGGGGCUGCGACUGGAAGACCCGGCGGGGCGGGUGUGCAUGAAGGAGCGGAUCAUCUCAGCGCCGCAGGGAGCCACUUUCAAGCUCCGUCUCUUUGGCUCGUAUCUGAAUGGAAGCUGGCCGUGGGUGGCGUUCGCCGGGGCACCUCCUGGGGAGGCAGGGGGAGUGGGGGACGCAGCUGACCCAUGUGGGCAGGAGCCCCGCCGCCAAGCGUCCGCUUUCCAGGUAACGGGGGAGUUUGUCGCGGACGAGGCGAACAGCGGGCUGAUAACGGUGGAGGCUCGGUCACAGAGCAUCUCCUCAGCCCCGGGAGUAGGAGGAGAGCCGACCUACCACCACCUGUGCGUGCUGAGUGAAGGGAAGUGGGCAUCUGUGGUACCGGACAAACUGCGGAUAAACAGCGCUCUGCCCCCGGACUACAUCCCGCCAUGGGGUCUUGCCGUGCUGGUGGUGGUGCUGGUCGUGGUCUGCGGGGUGUUGAAGACCGUGAACCUGAGCCUGCUGUGGCUGGACCCGCUGGAGCUUUAUGUCCUGCACAGCUGUGGCUCCGAGGAGGAGAAGCGGGCCGCCAAGCGCCUGGAACCCAUCAGGAGGAGAGGAAACUUCUUGGUGUGCUCCCUGCUGUUCCUCAGUGCUGUGGGACACUCGGUCCUGGGUGUGUUGUUGUAUCGGGCGCUGGGCUCCAUCGCCGCUGCAGUCUUCACCAGUGGCUUCCUCAUCUUCCUCUUGGCUGAGUUGGUGCCUCACAUAGUUUGCUCCGGCUAUGGCUUCCAGGUGGCGCCGGGUCUGACCUGGCUGGCCCAGGUGUGUAUGGUGUUGACCUGCCCCCUGUCCUGUCCUCUGGGGCUCAUCCUGGACCUGGCGCUGAGACGGGACAUCAGCACCUGUGGAGUGAGGGAGAGAACCAUGGAGAUGAUCCGCACCAGUGUCAAUGACCCCUACAGUGAAUUUGUGAAGGAGGAGUUCAGCCGCGGGGCUCUGCGCAGCAAGACAGUGGAGGACAUCCUGACUCCUCUGAAGGACUGCUUCAUGCUGCCCAGCACAGCCAUCCUGGACUUCUCCACCAUGUCUGAAAUCAUGCAGAGCGGCUACACACGCGUGCCCAUUUAUGAGGAGGAGAGGUCGAACAUUGUGGAAAUCCUUUAUGUGAAAGACUUGGCUCUGGUGGACCCAGACGACUGCACGCCCAUGACAACCAUCACCAAGUUCUACAACCACCCGCUGCAUUUUGUCUUCAACGACACCAAGCUGGACGCCAUGCUGGAGGAGUUCAAGAAAGGCAACUCUCACCUGGCCAUCGUCCAGAAGGUGAACAACGAGGGGGAGGGUGAUCCCUUCUACGAGGUGCUGGGAUUGGUCACUUUAGAAGACGUUAUUGAGGAGAUCAUCAAAUCAGAGAUCCUGGAUGAAUCUGAUGGCUACUUGGACAUGAAAGUAAAGCGGCCGCUACCUCCGCUGGACAUACCAAUGGAGCCUCGUAGUGUCCAUGAGGAGUUUUCCCUUUUCAAACUUCCUGAAGGAGAACCCAAGAUCCGCACCUCACCACAACUUCUGCUGGCACACCCGUUCCUUUCCAGAGAAGUGGAGCACUUCAGCCCUGGACGUGUGUCUGAGAAGGUCCUGUUCCACCUGCUCCGUCACCCCAGUGUCAACCAGGAAGUGCACUUUGACCCCAACAACCGACUGAGUCCAGACCACUAUCUCUACACACGCAACCACCCGGUGGACUACUUUAUCCUGCUGCUGCAGGGCCGCGUGGAGGUGGAGAUCGGUAAAGAGGGGCUGAAGUUGAGAAUGGGCAUUACAUACUACGGCGUGUCUGCUCUCACAGCACCAUCUUCAGUGCACCAGUCUCCGGUGUCGACCCAGCGUCACUCUCCCAGGGAUCCAUUUGAGUUAGGAGACGCUACAAGCCCGUCCAGCUAUUGUCCUGACUACACCGUCCGAGCUCUCACUGACCUGCAGCUCAUACGGGUGACACGUCUACAGUAUCUGAAUGCUCUCAUGGCUUCGCGUGUGGCUCAGAGUCCAGAUCCCCCCGAGAUUAAGAUUCUGCCCAACAGCCAGACGAAACUCCUCAACGACAGAAACACCACACAAGGUGGCAGUAAAGCCCAGGAGAGCUCCACGGAAGAGGAGGCUCAUGGGUAGUACAGUUCUCUGCCCUCUACCAAAAACCUAUUCCAACCAAGUGGCGCUUUUUAUUUUAUUUUAUUUUUAUUUUAUUAUUAUUUUUUUUUAAUUAUCAGUGAAUCAUCUAUGGCUGGAACGUACUUAUUGGACUAUGGCGUGAGGAGUACUUGUGUAUGUCUACAUAUCCAUGGCAUUUGCAUCUCAGCCAUUCUCAUCUCCUCCCUUAUUCCUUUUAUGUGCUUUUCACUGCAGUUAUUUUAUGUUAUUUUAUACACUUUAGGCGGCGUGUGUACAUACAUUUUGUUUUAAUUUGGUGGUGCCUUUCUUCCAAGUUUAGCCUUCCUUACUAAAUGUUGCAUUGUCCAUUCCUUACUUUUGCCUGACUGAGUGCCAAAGCUAUGUGUGUGUGUGUAUGAUUGUUUUUGUUAUGUCUGUGUCUGCAUCGCUAUAUCCGUUUAUGUCUUUAUGUUUCAAAGAAUCCGUCCAUUAGACACUGAACACAUCAUUUGGGUAAAAUUUGAUUUGCACCUGAAGUUGUGCCCUGUUGACAACAUGAAUCUGUUCUACUAUCUGUUAGGUACGUCCAAUUUUAUUUACACCCUCGUGCAGCAGUACUGGUGUACAUAGAGGUGUGUCUAGCCAAAUAAUAUUCCAGUGCUCUGUCUUUUGAUGCCUGAUUGGAAGUUUAUAUGUUUGUUCCAGGUAAGCUGAAUUGGAGACUGGUGUGUCAUGGAUUUAUCUUUCUGUUUUAUCCAAACCUGGUAAAGGAUACUACAACUUAUACAGAUUUGCAAAUUAUGUCUAACAAUUACAGUAGUAAUCAAGGUCAUUGGUUAGCUCACGUGGCCGUUUGAAUAUCACUAUAUCCCUUUUCACACUUGGCCCUGUAGCCCAGAUCUCAGGUCAGCCUCGGUUCACACUUGUACUUAAGAACCCAGACUUUACAUUCAGCCCAGGGUUAAGGCUUCCCAUUUAAGGUGGAAUUUUGGGGUUAAAGUCCUCAGAACACUGUAGCACAGUUUUGAUUGGGCAACAAACAUGUUAUUGCAUUUCACCAGUAUUAUAUUGCCUUUAUUCUAACCUUUAUUCUAACCCUGAUUCACAAAGCAGACUUUAACCCUGACUUUUGGGUUUUUGGGACAACCCUGUUCUAGAGUGGGCUGUAGUUAGUCCCAGGUUAAGAGUGGGGAUAUCCCAAGUUCUAAGUUACAAGUGUGAAAUGACUGAAAGCUCAGGGCUAAUCAUAGUGUGAAAAGGGCUCAUGACUCACAGGGAGAAGUAGUCAUCGUCCCAGGAAACCACCUGAUUCCACCUGAUGCUCAUAUUGAUGCUUAUCAGCAGUGGCUGCAUCAGGAUUUAGUCUGGUAUGUGAGGAGAGCAUCAGUCCCCCGCACCUUGUCCCUCCCCGUGGCACCCAUCUAGAGCCAUCUAAUGUGUACAGUAAGCAACAGGCCAUAGGAGUUAUAUAGGGUCCCAAACAGGGCACUGUGGAUCUCACCUAAUUGCCUAUAUCAACCUGGUCAUGUGUGAUCUUGGACCCCUGGGAUUAAAAGUACAGUUGUUUCAAUAGAACAGACCUUUUUUGCAGCAACCAUGUUCACAUGGAAAACGCAGCAUAAGCACAGGUGUUGCUAAUGACAUUUAUUAAAGGACCGUAACGGUUGCAUGUUUAGCCUCAAGAUUCAAUUCAAUUCAAGAUUUUUAUUUGUAACAUGCAUGAUGUACGAGUACAGCAGCAGUGAAAUGCAAUUGCAACAACUCCAGCACUGUGCAAGUAAAAAAUAGGUAAGAAUGAAAUAGAUAAAAAAUAAAAUAGAAAGUAUAUAUUACACGCCUAUAUACAAUAUACAACCUCUGUACAAUAUACAACAAUAUACAAUAAGUCCAAAUAAGUCCAAAUAUCUACUCAUAUUUACAAAAUGUACUUCAUAUUUCUGCGAAUCUUUUCCCAAAGCAAGCAAUCAUGUUGAACUCCCAUAUCAUUUUUCCCUGCCUUGUAUCUGGCUAUUGGUUUCCAUUCAUUCCACUGAGAACCAAAAAUUCAGAUUUGAAAAAUGGAGGGAUUUUGAUUAUAGGUUGUGAAAUACUUAGUUCCCCUGCAUGAUUUGCAAAAUGGUUUUUUUGACAUGUAAAUUAUGGGUAUCGUGUAGUAAAGGGUCCGGACAUUCAAAAUCACCAACCAAAUUAAGGUUGCAUUCCAUUUAAGGUUAACAGAGCCUUUUCCGGUGAACCAGAGUGCACAACUGCAGGGACUGCGGCUCUGCUAGACCUGAAUGUAACGGAGCUAGCAGUGACACCGGUGUUUACCCUGCUAUUUCAUGUCAAAUGGCUGCUGUGACAAAGGUCUACUGGUGCAUGUGCAUCGUAUGAGUGAGGGAGCUGUUGCCUUGGGUUGACGGCGGGGGACAGAUUCAAGUUUCAGCCUCCAGCUCGCAGCUCCUCACAGGGAGCUCCGACCACAGCCAUACAACACUUGUGCAUUCCAUUGGUUCGGCCACGGAGAUUAAUUGUUUGAGUUUGCUUCACUUAUCGCAUAAAGCACCUGGUGUGUCAUCUCAUCGUCAUUUUCCCAGAUGGUUAUGUUAACAUUCCAGCAUGUCUGUACUCGUGUGCAUCUCUUGUCUGUCUCUUUGUGUCUGUCUUUGACUUGUGACAUGUCAACAAAAAAGCAUCCUGUCUUCACCAAACUUCAUGACAUCAGGUUAAGUUUCUGCUCAGUCUUUAGCUGUCGCAUGUAUGGAAACAGAUUGAUGUCUUCAUCUGGAAACACCCCUAAACAAAAUGAAACAAAACCCUGGACUACCUAUGUUCUUGAAGUACCUAGAAGCCAGCUGGAGAAAAAAAAGGCUAUGGCUGCUUUUUUUUUUUUUUUUUCCAUCUGACUUUACAGAGCCGUUUGGCAGAGUAAAGAAAAUCAGUGUUGAAGUAGCAGAAGGGUUGGUUAAGACUACGUUCUGCACCAGCCAAUACUGUGCAACUUGUUACGGUGUUACAUUAGCACUAUUGACUGCUUCCUUGCAUUUUGAUCCUGUGAGAGAUGUGUGUUUGGUCAUCCAUUGCUGUCCACAUGCAAACAUAAUGCCAUAUAUAGGAGAAAUUAUUGACUGUGUGAUUUGGAGUAAAUAUUUUUCAGCUGUUUACCUAUAUUUUGUUUGUUUUUGUUGUAAUAAGUUCAUUUAUAUGAUAUCAGAAGACUGAAUGUACAAAAUGUAAUCAUUACUUGUGCUACUUAUACUGAUUGGGAGCAAUGCGAGGGUGGGGGGGUUGAUGAUGUGGAGAACUGUAUAUUAAUAUAUGAAUACUUAGAGAAAAUAUAAUUCAAGGAUGUAGUUUAUAGGUCAUCAGUCUCAGUUUUCAGGUACAAAAACACUGUUACCAUAAGAGUUGAUUAAGUCUAAACCUUUUAAUCGGUUCCUCUUUCUGUCUAGGUUACAUUUGUAUAAAAUUUCUCUUUUUUUUUUUUUUGGAAUGCUGCCAGUUUUGGGUGCAUUGAGACCCCAUUGCAUAUAACACUUUAAGAUAAUUAAGUUUUCUUAGGAAAUAAACUCAACCCUGUUCUAAA